Molecule: messenger RNA, 619 nt
Organism: Engraulis encrasicolus (European anchovy)
Lineage: Eukaryota; Metazoa; Chordata; Actinopteri; Clupeiformes; Engraulidae
Product: interferon alpha/beta receptor 2-like
Exons: 5
Coding region: 209-619 (136 amino acids)
Biological process (GO): cytokine-mediated signaling pathway
Cellular component (GO): plasma membrane
Molecular function (GO): protein binding; cytokine receptor activity
Source: RefSeq, a predicted model, not a curated record
GUGAUCAACUGGUGGUCGGUAGACCUGAGAACUAGGGUAUUGAGUUUGUCCUUCGCUGGUCUCGGUAACGUGUCCACUUCACCCAAUCAUGUGUUUGGACGGCACCGAGCGCGCUACUUUCGGUUCCCGUUCUGUGAUGUGAUCCACUCGGGAGGUUUCGGAACCGCAACCCGUUCGGACCAGCGAGGAGGAAGAUGAAGGUGUCAUCAUGAAGAUGCUUGUAUUGCUGCUGCUGCUGCAGCUGUGGAUGAAGCCCUGCUCAUGCGUUGUUCCUAUUCUGCGGCCUCCGACCAACUUGACUGUGGUCUCUGUCAACUUCAACCACACACUCCACUGGAUCCCCGGACCACACACACCUCCUGGCACACGCUACAAUGUCACAUGUUCUUGGUCGAACAGGCGGCGUCCUCGGCGUCUCGGCGUUACCACGGACACAUCUCUGCGGGUGUCAGAGCUCACCAAGGGCCGGCUGUUUGAGACCUUCGUCUUCUACGUAGCAUCCACAUCUGGCAACCGCGCUUCGACACCAGCUAACACCAGCUUCGACGUCAUCCAGAGUGUGUUACGUCCUGUGUUGGUGAGUGUAGAGGGCUGUGGCGAUUGUCUGCUUGUGAACUAA